This is a messenger RNA of Trematosphaeria pertusa, 1014 nucleotides long. RefSeq lists its product as uncharacterized. The record is from RefSeq and is a predicted model, not a curated record. Bases 1 to 1014 code for a protein of 337 amino acids. NCBI's taxonomy places the organism in Eukaryota, Fungi, Ascomycota, Dothideomycetes, Pleosporales, Trematosphaeriaceae. The transcript is spliced from 5 exons.
AUGUACUUCUCUAAGUCCACCAUCGUUUCUUUCGGCCUUUUGGCCACCAGCCAGCUUGUGGCAGGCCACAGCGCUAUCACCGGAGCCACAGGUGAUAUGGGCGGUGCCGGAUCCGCUAUUGGAGUUGACCCCAACACACCCCGUGAUGGCACGAGGCGCAACCCCUUCCAGCAGGACGCCACCCGCUUCCGAGGUGACGCUGCGGACACCUGCGGCGAGACCCUUGGCGGAGGCACCAACGAUGUCGAGGCCGGCACCGCACAGGUCAUGCAGCUCAACGGCCAGACGCUCCCUCAGGUCUCUGCGGGCGGCCAGCUCAUGAUGACGCUCCACCAGGUCAACGGUGACGGCGCUGGCCCAUACACCUGCAUGAUGGAUGCGUCCGGCACUGGCCAGAGCUUCGACACCAUGCUUCAGGUCACCCAGAACGUUGACGGCAAUGCUCGUGGCCGCAACAACGACCAACAGAUGCAGGACCUGCCUCUGAACGUCGCUAUCCCGGCUGACGCCGCUUGCACCGGUACGGUUGCGGGCCAGAGUAACGUCUGCAUGGUCAAGUGCAUGAACCCCGCUCGUGCUGGUCCCUUCGGUGGAUGUGUCCCCGUCCAGAUGGCGGGUGCGGGUAACGCCACCGCCGCAGCUGGUGCUGGUGCCGCAGGCGCUGCUCAGCCUGCUGCCGCACAACCUGCUGCCGCUGGUACUGCCGGAACUGCGGGCACUGUUGGAACUGCUGGUACUGCUGGUACUGCUGGUACUGCUGGUACUGCUGGUACUGCUGGUACUGCUGGUACUGCUGGUACUGCUGGCGCCGUCCCCGCUGCGAACGUUCCCGCCGCAGGUGCCGCAGGUGCCGCGACCGGUGCCACUGGCGCAACCGGCGCAACCGGAGCCACUGCCAAGCGCGACCCCAAGAAGCUCUCCAGCAACGGUCCCGUACUCACCGACGACGACCAGGAAGAGGAGGUCGAUCUCCUUGGCGAGGAGUUCAAGCGCUAUGUCGUCACUGACAACUAG